Cynocephalus volans (Philippine flying lemur) is the source of this 2640-nucleotide messenger RNA. RefSeq names its product FYN proto-oncogene, Src family tyrosine kinase (gene FYN). The record is from RefSeq and is a predicted model, not a curated record. NCBI's taxonomy places the organism in Eukaryota, Metazoa, Chordata, Mammalia, Dermoptera, Cynocephalidae. Gene Ontology annotation, biological process: T cell receptor signaling pathway; protein phosphorylation; innate immune response. Bases 623 to 2236 code for a protein of 537 amino acids. Gene Ontology annotation, molecular function: signaling receptor binding; non-membrane spanning protein tyrosine kinase activity; ATP binding. Gene Ontology annotation, cellular component: extrinsic component of cytoplasmic side of plasma membrane. The transcript is spliced from 15 exons.
CGCUUCGUUGCGGUUGCGCCAUCUGUCAGGAGCGGUGCCGGCGGGGAGGGGGCUGCCGCGGAGAGGAGGAGGGGUCGCCGCGAGUCAGAGGCUGUGGAGACCCGCCCGCCGGCCGGCCGCGGGAGCAGAGGGGAGGCUGCCCUGGGAGCCGCGCAUCCUCCUCCGUCCGGGCGCGCGGCGCUUCUCCCAGCGCACAGAGGACUCCCCGGGCGCACACAAAGCCCGGCCGUCGCCGCCCGCGCCAGGGAGGGAUCCGGCCUCCGGGCCGGGGACACCCCGGCGCCGCCCCCUCGGCGCUCUCGGAAGGCCCACCGGCUCCCGGGCCCGCCGGGGAGCUAGCGGAGCCGCCUCUGCCGCGCCGGAGGAGGGCGGGGAGUGGACCAUGUGAAGGGGCUCCGGAGCCCGAGCGCGGCGCAGUUUUGAAGAAGCAGGAUGCUGAUCUAGACGUGGAAAAAGUGGCAGUAAGGGCACAUAAGAGGGAAGAAACAGGGCAGUUGAAGGCCCAGAAGAGGAACGAGGGCUGGGUACAGCAAGUUCUCUGGACCAGACCUGCUGCUGUUUUAGAAGACAUGUGGUGUAUAUAAAGUUUGUGAUAGUUGGCAGAAAUUUUGGAAUUUAGAUAAUGGGCUGUGUGCAAUGUAAGGAUAAAGAAGCAACAAAACUGACGGAGGAGAGGGACGGCAGCCUGAACCAGAGCUCCGGGUACCGCUAUGGCACAGACCCCACCCCUCAGCACUACCCCAGCUUCGGCGUGACCUCCAUCCCCAACUACAACAACUUCCAUGCAGCCGGGGGCCAAGGACUCACCGUCUUUGGGGGUGUGAACUCUUCGUCUCAUACUGGGACCUUGCGUACGAGAGGAGGAACAGGAGUGACACUGUUUGUGGCCCUUUAUGACUAUGAGGCACGGACAGAAGAUGACCUGAGUUUUCACAAAGGAGAAAAAUUUCAAAUAUUGAACAGCUCGGAAGGAGAUUGGUGGGAAGCCCGCUCCUUGACAACUGGAGAGACGGGCUACAUUCCCAGCAACUAUGUGGCUCCAGUUGACUCUAUUCAGGCAGAAGAGUGGUACUUUGGAAAACUUGGCCGAAAAGAUGCUGAGCGACAGCUUUUGUCCUUUGGAAACCCAAGAGGUACCUUUCUUAUCCGUGAGAGUGAAACCACCAAAGGUGCCUAUUCACUUUCUAUCCGUGACUGGGAUGAUAUGAAAGGAGACCAUGUCAAACAUUAUAAAAUUCGCAAACUUGACAAUGGUGGAUACUAUAUUACCACCCGGGCCCAGUUUGAAACACUUCAGCAGCUUGUACAGCAUUACUCAGAGAGAGCCGCGGGUCUCUGCUGCCGCCUAGUAGUUCCCUGUCACAAAGGGAUGCCACGGCUUACAGAUCUGUCUGUCAAAACCAAAGAUGUCUGGGAAAUCCCUCGAGAAUCCCUGCAGUUGAUCAAGAGACUGGGAAAUGGGCAGUUUGGGGAAGUAUGGAUGGGUACCUGGAAUGGAAACACAAAAGUAGCCAUAAAGACUCUUAAACCAGGCACAAUGUCCCCUGAAUCAUUCCUCGAGGAAGCACAGAUCAUGAAGAAGUUGAAGCACGACAAGUUGGUCCAGCUCUAUGCAGUGGUGUCUGAGGAACCCAUCUACAUUGUCACCGAGUAUAUGAAUAAAGGAAGUUUACUUGAUUUUUUGAAAGAUGGAGAAGGAAGAGCUCUGAAAUUACCAAAUCUUGUGGAUAUGGCAGCACAGGUUGCUGCAGGAAUGGCUUACAUCGAGCGCAUGAAUUAUAUUCACAGAGAUCUGCGAUCAGCAAACAUUCUAGUGGGAAAUGGACUAAUUUGCAAGAUUGCAGACUUUGGAUUGGCCCGAUUGAUCGAAGACAAUGAGUACACAGCGAGACAAGGUGCAAAGUUCCCCAUUAAGUGGACAGCCCCCGAAGCAGCCCUGUAUGGGAGGUUCACAAUCAAGUCUGACGUGUGGUCUUUUGGAAUCUUACUCACAGAGCUGGUCACCAAAGGAAGAGUGCCAUACCCAGGCAUGAACAACCGCGAGGUGCUGGAGCAGGUGGAGCGCGGCUACAGGAUGCCCUGUCCACAGGACUGCCCCAUCUCCCUGCACGAGCUCAUGAUCCACUGCUGGAAAAAGGACCCCGAGGAGCGUCCCACUUUUGAGUACUUGCAGGGCUUCCUGGAAGACUACUUUACUGCCACAGAGCCCCAGUACCAACCUGGUGAAAACCUGUAAGACCCAGGUCUGCAGAGAGAUGCCUUGUCCCAGAGGCUUCCCCACCCCCUCCCCAUUAGCUUUCAAUUCCGUAGCCAGCUGCUCCUGAGCAGAGCAGCGAGAACCGUCCAGGAUCAGAUUGCAUGUGACUCUGAAGCUGACGAACUUCCAUGGCCCUCAUUAAUGACACUUGUCCCCAAUUCCGAACCUCCUCUGUGAAGCAUUCAAGACAGAACCUUGUUAUUUCUCAGACUUUGGAAAAUGCAUUGUAUUGAUGUUAUGUAAAAGGCCAAACCUCUGUUCAUUGUAAAUAGUUACUCCAGUGCCAACGAUCCUAGUGCUUUCCUUUUUUUAAAAUGCAAAUCCUAUGUGAUUUUAACUCUGUCUUCACCUGAUUCAACUAAAAAAAAGUAUUAUUUUCCAAA